Rodentolepis nana is the source of this 1803-nucleotide messenger RNA. The record is from the annotation of a GenBank genome assembly. NCBI's taxonomy places the organism in Eukaryota, Metazoa, Platyhelminthes, Cestoda, Cyclophyllidea, Hymenolepididae.
UUAGCUCAUUGCCGUCCAGUUGAGUUUGACACUUUGAGCACAAACGGUGGGUCCUCCCAGAAUCGUCAAUCGCCCUGUGAAUCUCGAUGCUACUACCGGUGUUUUGGAUCGUGUCGUCAAAUCUUCCCCUCCCUUGACGAACUUCGUUCUCAUAUGAAAACAUGCGUCUACGCUUUGGCUACUCUUAAACGAACCAUUGGGGACCUUCUCUUUAAUUCCAAUAUCCCAGUUGAACCGACUCAAGGGCAGGGCUCAGAUAUUGCAAAUAAUGGGAAGAAUCCACAUUGCUUGUGCCUUUUUUGUGAUAUUAGCACAAAUUAUAACGUUUCACUUGGUAAGAAAGACGACUCAGCGACACUUUCGUCCACUGGUUUCCCUAAUUUAAUUCCGACAUCACCCAGCACCUUCCAACCAGCGGAGCCGUUUGAAGAUUUGAAGAAUCUUCAUGACCAUGAGUACACAACGCACGUGGCAGGCAGUUCUUUGAUUAGUGGUGGAAAUCAAGCUGGCUGUCCCUUUUGCAGGGAGAAAUUGACCUUGAAAACAUCUGACUCGGGGAAUGGAAGUGCUUUCGAACUCUUGAAUCAUCUACGAAAGCAUGCUAUGGCAAAUCCGUUUGAAUUCUGUGUGACCAAGUGGUCUUUUUUUGCCUCCAAUUCAGAGGUUGUUAUGUGCCACUGUCACACGGGAUUGUUGGACUCGCCCUUAGCUCUGAUGGCGCACGCUGCUGCCUUGCCUACUUCAGCAAAUGUGUUUAGAGGUUCUUCACGAAUUCACAAAUUCGGUGACGUAGCUCUCUUGCCCUUUCCUAGCCUCUUCUCGUCUCAUCUCAAAAAUAAUUCCACCAGACCAGUCACCGCCCCAAUUCCCAUGGAGGUUCAGUUGGCUUCAACGCCCACACCAACUCAGACAGCGAUUAACGCGAAUGAAGCCACUACGACAAAUGGUGGUGCCAUUGAAACCCGCGAAAGAAAUGUAGCUGGAGUUGCGACAGUGAAAUUUUUAUACCAACCCGGUGGGCAUCCUCCUCUUUCCAAAGAGGUCUAUGAACAUUUAAGAUUCGGUCAUUACUUCGAGCUUGACGAUCGUUUAAGAACUUUCAAUGUCUCCCUGGAUUCAAACGAUGCUCCCUCAUCUGCAGCUAACAAGGUCUUUAUUUGCCCUAUUUGCCAAUAUCACGGGGCUUCCCGCUGGGCCCUCACAGAGCAUGCAUUUUUCUUUCAUUGGCUGCGACUUUGUUACAUUUGCUGCGACUACAUUUACGAUGAUUCAGCUUGUGAUCACAGCUCCAAUGAGAAGAGUAUUUGGAGUCAUAUCUACACCUGCCUUAACCAUCGACACGCCGCCAUUCUUUCCUUCAAGUCUGGCCUAGACGAAUCUUUUGAGAAUAUGGGUGUUCAAAUGCACCAACCAGGAAAGAAGCGGCGACACACUGCUCAGGAAACUGAAGAGUUUGCUACAGAAUCUUCUGAGAUAUUUAUUCCACCUUCUAUUCUUCAUCCAUCUUCGCAUACAAUUGAAGACAGAUCUGGUGAUCUCGAUGAAAGCCAAUUUAGAGAUCCGUCUUCGUGCGCUGUCAAGAAAAACGCCAAUUGGUGUACCCGUCUGCUAAGGUUUCGUGCCUCUGUCUACGGAACUCUCACAUUUCUCUUGUUGAAAAGUGUCAAGAUCCAUCUAAAUAGUUUGGCUAAUGCUUUCCCAAUGCAACCCACGGACGUUGCAGAAGACGAUGUGCCUCUUGCGAUACGGGCCCAAACCGAUGGCCUCAGUGAUAACGCUGUCUCUUCGAGGAACCCCCGAUGA